GCUCAGGCCCUACAGGAAAUCGAGCUCUAUGAUGUCAUGGCCGUAGGAAGUUGCUUGAGGAAGGGCAAGAUGGCGGCGCGGAGGGGAAUGAGCUUCUUGUGCCGGCUGUGGAAGGGACCAGAGGCUUGCCUUUUAACAAGAAGAGUUCCACUAAAGCAAUGUAGCUUUCUUCACAACAAUCACUUGAUGUGGUUUCAGUUUUCAGGCGUGCACACCAAUAUUCAGCAGCCCAAGGAAAAAUCCCUGGUAUCUGUUUCAGAUGAACCAGAUGUGUUAUAUAAGAAACUGGCUGUCUUGGUGAAAGGUCAUGACAGAAUGGUGUUGGACAGUUAUGAGUAUUUCAUGGUGCUUGCAGCUAAAGAACUUGGUAUCUCCAUAGAAAAAGUAGAAGAACCUCCAAAGAAGAUAGAACGAUUCACACUUCUAAAAUCAGUGCACAUAUUCAAGAAGCACAGAGUUCAGUAUGAAAUGAGGACACAUUACCGCCACGUGCAGUUAAAGCAUUUAACCGGCAGCACAGCCAAUGUUUACUUGGAAUACAUUCAACGAAACCUACCUGAAGGGGUUGCUAUGGAAGUAAAAAAGACAAGACUAGAAAGACUUCCUGAACAUAUCCAGAGACCUGUCUGGGACACACUGCCUCAAGUAGAAGAAUCAACAAGUAAAUCCUAAAUGCCUGGUCUGAAGAUCCCACCCCUAGAGUUGAAAUCAAAUGUAACAAUGUCAUUCUGUUAGAGAGAAAUAUACUAUUUCUUAAAUGGACCUGUAA
Molecule: messenger RNA, 769 nt
Organism: Podarcis muralis (Common wall lizard)
Lineage: Eukaryota; Metazoa; Chordata; Lepidosauria; Squamata; Lacertidae
Gene: MRPS10
Product: mitochondrial ribosomal protein S10
Biological process (GO): translation
Cellular component (GO): mitochondrial small ribosomal subunit; mitochondrion; ribosome
Molecular function (GO): structural constituent of ribosome
Source: RefSeq, a predicted model, not a curated record